ACACGCAGAGCCUGCUCGUUGGUUACACAAAGUUGUGCCCGCCCUGUGUUGAUGAUAGAAAAGCCAGCAGCCAUUUUCGGGUAGAGACACUUUCAAAUAUCACAUUCACCAAGCAGCAGGUUUCUCCAUUUUCUCCAUCUCAAGAACUCGUGUUGUCAUGGCAGCUGUUGGUCGACGAGGAACAGUCAGUGAAUUUGCUGGGUUCGAUCCCCAGGAAGAUGCCGCAAAGUUAAGAAAAGCAAUGAAGGGUUUCGGUACUGAUGAAGAUGCGAUCAUUGAUGUAUUGGCUAAAAGAACUAUAGCCCAGAGACAGCGGAUCAAACAGGACUUCAAGACUGCCUUUGGCAAGGACUUGAUCAGUGACCUGAAGUCUGAAAUAUCUGGGAAGCUUGAGCAGGUGAUUCUCGGAAUGUUGAAGACUUCUGUCCUGUAUGACGUACAUGAACUGAAGAAUGCAAUCAAGGGUGCUGGUACCGAUGAAGGUUGUAUAAUUGAAAUUUUGGCCUCACGGGAUAAUCGUGAAAUCCAGCAGAUUGUCACCACUUAUAAGAAAGAGUUUGGCAAGAGUCUGGAGGAUGAUAUCUGCGGAGACACUUCUAACAUGUUCCAAAGAGUGCUCGUGUCUCUAGCUACGGGAAACAGAGAUGAAGGAAAUCACGUAGAUGAUCAGCAAGCCAAGAAGGAUGCUCAGACAUUGUAUGAUGCUGGCGAGAAAAAAUGGGGGACAGAUGAAGUUGCAUUCUUGGGCAUUCUCUGUAUCAGGAACCGACAUCAUUUGAAGAGAGUAUUUGAAGAGUAUAAGAAGAUUUCUAAGAAGGACAUUGAGGGCAGCAUUAAGGGAGAGAUGUCUGGCAGCUUUGAAGAUGCUUUAUUGGCAAUUGUUAAGAACAUGAAUAACCAACCUGCUUACUUUGCUGAGAGGCUGUACAAGUCCAUGAAGGGAGCUGGCACAGAUGAUGAUGCCUUGAUUAGGAUCAUGGUAACUCGGUGUGAAAUUGACAUGCUGGACAUUAAAGUUGAGUUUCAAAGAAUGUAUGGAAAGUCAUUGCAUUCCUUUAUCAAGGGCGAUUGUUCUGGAGAUUACAGAAAGAUCCUCCUCCAACUGUGUGGCGGUGAAUAAUUGUAAUAGUUCGUGUCAUUUCAAGAUGGAAUGAAUUGAAGAUCCUGCAAAAUGAGUGCGGUGCUCCUCACUUAGUGACAUGCUUUAAUUAAACGCUCAAUAAAGCCUUAACUUUUUUGCCUUUGCUAUAAUCUUGAAAUACAUUAUUCUAAUCAAUGCCUUUAAAGAUGGAAAGCUAAUAUAAAAUGCUAAGCCAAAGCACAAUGCACAAAUCAACUCCAAGAUCUUACUGUAAAAUUGAACAUACACUUGACAAUAGUUAGUAAAUUGCUAUUCCUCAAAGUUCCAGUGCAGAUCUGAACUUUGAAAUCUGGGGCUUGCCAUUUCUGGUUUUAAUGAUCUUCCAAUGUGGGACUCAAUCCAAGAAGGGAUAAAGUAAUGUGUGUACUGCACUACAAUGUGAAUUAAAGAUGAAGAACAAUUGUAAAGUGUAUGAUUUGAAACUAUAAACUUAAAGAUAAAUUAAGUGCAUCCUGUACUCUGGUCCAAGGAAAUAAUACAUCAUUCAAUGUCACGCAAGAAAUAGUGAAGGGGUUACAAUGACAGCCCUGCUGUAUUUUUUACCAUGAUCUGUAGACUUAAAUUAGUUUCAUACAGCAAAUGAGCUGGUUGCCCCUUAAUUUUGACUGCAGUCAGGAAUUUCCUCAGCUGUAAUGUUGUUGAUUGGGAACAAUUGCAAAUUGCUAAGAAUGUACGAUUGAGUAAUGAAAGUGUACAAGAUGCAUGUAACAACAUUUGUCAAAUAGAUUAUACACAAAUCAGUUGUAUUCACUUGGAUGAGCAUCUCUUGCUGUGUAAUUUGUUAAUGUCACCUGUAAAUAUUUACAUUUUGCAUGAGUACCACUUUGAAAACUGGAAGCAAUGAACCAUUGCAGUAAUGUUGUAAUUCAAGGCUGUUAACAUUUAAAUAAAACAUUCCAUUUUAUCUAUA
This is a messenger RNA of Amblyraja radiata (thorny skate), 2051 nucleotides long. Its product is annotated as annexin A4. NCBI's taxonomy places the organism in Eukaryota, Metazoa, Chordata, Chondrichthyes, Rajiformes, Rajidae. Gene Ontology annotation, molecular function: calcium ion binding; calcium-dependent phospholipid binding; phosphatidylserine binding. The transcript is spliced from 13 exons. The record is from RefSeq and is a predicted model, not a curated record. Gene Ontology annotation, cellular component: cytoplasm; nucleus; plasma membrane. Bases 158 to 1120 code for a protein of 320 amino acids.